Penicillium salamii is the source of this 2484-nucleotide messenger RNA. The record is from the annotation of a GenBank genome assembly. NCBI's taxonomy places the organism in Eukaryota, Fungi, Ascomycota, Eurotiomycetes, Eurotiales, Aspergillaceae.
AUGACGCCCAGUCCCGAUGAAGCGCUUCACUUUCGCGGAAAGACUCUGACUCCGGAAAGCCCUCGCCCGCUGCACAUUCCGGAGCCAGCCAAUAUCCCCGUCCUGGAGAACCAAAUGGACCCCAUUUUCAACGAUACCUCAACAUAUGAACCGGUGCAGAAGGAAACACAGACAUGGUUGCACGGAGGGUUAGACGGUCAGGGAGGACCAGGGCACCCAGGUAGCGCUCGUGGCGUGCAAGUUGCGCAAAAUGGAACUUUUUCGGCGCCUUACUCGACCUCGGGGUCCGAAACCGCCAGUCAUCUAGCCUCGUCGGCCCACCCCGACUCUACUGAUGCUGCUGCUCCAGUCCAUCCAUCAUCUCAGGGGUUUGCCACGACCGGCGAAGUAGACAACGCUCGCAACCCGGAGUCGAUGGAGCGGCGACCAGAGGAGGGGCCUCAAACGGGCGGAGUUAAUUAUCAAAACCUGCUCGAUAAUCUCUCUCAUCCCGGUCCCAGUGCAACCAUGCCCGUGGCUGCUCCCAUUGAACCGUCAUCUUUCCAUCAAGCACCAGUCGAUGAAUGCCUCCAAUCCCAGGGUGUUCCUGCCCACGCCCAUGCCCAGGCCCAGUCUAUUCAACCCAUUAACACCCAAACCAAUGACAUGACAUAUCAAAUGCCACCCGCCCACAACACCAAUGAUCAAGCCUAUGCCCAAAGUAACCCUCAAGCACAGAGUCAAUCCCAACCCCCGCUGUAUCCGGCGGGGACAGCCCCAGCGGGCAACUUGAACCCGCCCACGUCGGGCUUCCAGACCCCGUCUACCGGUCCUGAAUCCCAUUCCUCACAAGAGCUAUCGCUCGGACUUAAAAAAGGCCGUGUUGAUAAACAGGGCCGACCAAUCAAGGGCAUCGAUGAUGAUUCCCCUUGGGGCCCCGAGGUGCAAAAGAAGUACGAUGAGUUUCUUCAUGAUGAACGGAUCUAUGUCACAGAGGGUCUCUGGGAUCGAUUUCCCAUGGGCUCUAGGUUGUUUGUCGGCAAUCUCCCCACCGAACGAGUCACCAAGCGCGACAUGUUCCAUAUCUUCCACAAAUACGGCAAACUUGCUCAAAUUUCGAUCAAGCAAGCUUAUGGGUUCAUACAAUUUCUGGAGGCGAGCUCGUGUCAUGCAGCUUUAGGGGUCGAACAAGGCGCUAUCGUUCGGGGCAGAAAGAUCCAUCUCGAGAUCUCAAAGCCCCAGCGAUCAACUCGGCCCGCUCCAGCACCAGAACCCUCUCGUGCACCUCCGCCACGUCGCUCGCGAUCGCCAGAGUUCAGUCGGGUCGGGUCUGCAAGGCCCAACCCCCGAGCUCCUAGCGAUCGCUACGAUCGGCCCAAACCUUAUGAGCCAAGUCGUUUGCCUUUCAGCGAUUUCCGGGAAGAAGCUUCUCAUCGCAGCAGGCGCGACGAUUAUCGGCCCCCGCGAUCCCCCUCCCCACGACCUUUCCGCGGCAGCAGAGAUGGCUACCGAUCCCGCGAUAGAACUCCCGAAAGAUUUGAUCGUCGCGAACGACGGCGCUCUCGUUCGCCACGGUCCCCUCGUUCUCCUCGUUCCCCAUACUCGAGAGAUAGACGAUACCGCACCGUCAGCCCCAGACCGCGCGGUGUCUAUGAAGGCGAAGCAGAUUUGCCAGUACCACGUCGGGUUCCACGAGAUGUGCCAGAUGUGCAGUUGCUUGUGCUGGAAGAACUUGACAGAAACUUCGUUCUUCAUGUAGAAAAUGCAUUCCGCAAUCGUGGACUACGAGUGGACGUUCUUGUACUCGGUCCCCGGAUCCCGCUCGGGGCGGCAGUUCAUCGCCAGUUCAUCGAGGGUGUGCUUGCAGUUGUCCGCCUCUCCCGCCCAAAUCAGGUUUCGCGGAAAGUCCCUCUGCAGCUGUUUGAUCGCACUGCUGGAUUGGAUAAUGUCCGUUUUCUCGACUACCCAGAACUCGAGCCCAACUUGUCUGCUGAACUACUAAGCCACCAGGCUCAGGCCAUGCAGCGAGGCGCUGCCCCAACUGCUUUCGCACCAAACCCUGCAUUCGGUGUUCCUCCAGUGCCAGCUUUGCCAAUCCCCCAGCCUGGCUUGCCUGCUCUCUCCAACACUCCUAACAUCGCCAACCUUAUUGGUUCCUUGGAUGGCCCUAGCCUCUCGUCCCUCCUAUCGGCACUCCAACGCCCUCCCCACUCGCAACCUGUGUCUGCCACACAAUCACCCUUCUCUUCACCAAACCCACCCCCGGCAGACCUGGCCAGUCUUCUAUCCAAUGCACACCGGCCUCCGACCCUCCCCAACCCCCAACAGCCCCCUCUCCCCAGUCCACCAUUCGGUCUUCAACCUCCCAAUGCGCCGGUUGUCACAGAUCCACACCUACUUUCGCUCCUAGCCAAAGGGCUCAGUGGCCAACAACCGCAGGGUCAGGCACCCACGGGCCCUCAGGUUCAGAAUCUGAUGAACCACCUUGCGAGAUGGAAGCAAUGA